UGUACGAAAUGUGCUAUAUAAAUAAACUUGCCUUGUCUUUUUUAAGUAUAUGCCUACAAAAUAUCUUCUUUUGCGUUCAACCGAAUAAAGAAAUUCAUAUCAGCAUGAAGAAUCUUAAUUUUGUGGGUGAACUAUUACUUAACAGUUACAGUAUAUGAAAUAAACAUUUUUACCACUUUUUAACUUUAAAAAAAAAAAAAUUAUGAGCUUUAUAUGUGUGUCUUUAAGGAAAUCUUGAAAACAAGAACCUGUUUUUAAUGACUUGCCUGGUUACAUAAAGGUUAAAUGAAAAAUACAAUAAUCAAGAUAGUUGUUUAUGCACAUACAGAUAUAAAACUAUCCCAAAAUAUAUCAACCCAACCCUUUCAUUAUUGUGGUAUAGUUUUGUAAAAGCAGUUUUUGUUCAGGUAGAUACCUCAAAAUGCAUUCGUUUCAAAUUAAAAGCGUUCCUGAACUCUUCAGAAAAACUUCAGAAUUAUUGUACAAGAAAGUAUAGUAAUGAACAUGAACGCAUCUUGAUAAUAGAGGGGCAUGUUGUCACGUGACGUCACAUCGCAACUGAAGAGAUUAGUUUAAAUCGGAAAGCUCUUUAUCGAUUGAUCGAAACACGUGAAAUUCCUUCCAACCUUUUGCGAGGAAUAUUGGUGACGUAAGAGCGGUCUCUCCGGUUUGUGUAACAGCAGCGGGCGCGCGCUGGAAGCGGCAUGACGCGGUCCCCGCCUCUUGCUGGAGGCGAGAUAAAUAUAACGCGCGGUCCGUCAAACAACAGACAACACGACUCAUCUCCUGCAACAUGGACGAGCAAAGAUACCCCCUCAAUAUUCAGCUUGUUGGAGUGAUGCAGAAAGAAGUAGCUAAGUUGUACAUGACCACUGUACUCUGGUCAGACCAAAAUGAGAUCACUGUGUACAGAUCGCUCGAAGACUUCAAGAAGCUGCAUAGACAACUCAAGAAGAAAUUCCCUCCUUCAAACCCCUUUAGAAGGUCAGGAAGGAUUGUUCCCAAAUUUAAAGCUGCAAGAGUGCAGAAGAGCAUGCAGAAGUGGAGCCCCAGUAAGUCGGUGCUCAGACUGAAGGCUCUGGAAGAAUACUGCAGUGAACUGCUGAAGAGCGACCCCCGUAUCUGCCAGAGCUCAGAGCUCCUCCAGUUCCUGCUUCCCAAACCCCAGGACCUCGAUUCGGACUUUGCCAAAAACAGUAUCGUGAUCAUGCCAUCAGAAACCUCCCUGAGCAGCGGUAAUGCUGGAAUAAACAACGUUACUCAACCCUUUGUUACUGAAACAUACCGAUGCAUAGCUACUUUUGAGACCAAGGACACCAAGAAUCGGCCCUUCAAGGUUGAGGUGGAUGAGACUGUGGAUGUGCUCAUUAAAGACCAAAAAGGAUGGUGGCUGGUGGAAAAUGAAGCCAAGAAUCUCGCUUGGUUUCCUGCUCCUUAUCUGCAGAGAGCUGAGAUGGAUGAUGAUGGUCCCGAUGUGAUGGACGGCGAAAGCGUUUUCUAUGUUGCCGCCAAAAGUUACAGAGCCAUGAACAGUGAUGAACUAUCAGUGGAGAUCGGGUCUGUGGUGGAGGUGUUACAGAAGUCUGACAACGGCUGGUGGAUAGUGAGGUACAAUCGAAAGGCGGGAUUCGUACCAUCUAUGUACCUGCAACCAUACAAUGACCCACGGAUGCACCUGAUGCCUGCUAAGAGGGAGAUGACCAGCUCCACUCUUGACUUGACACGGCUUCAACGUCCUGGAGAAAAUUUCCUGCAGGUCUCUAGCCGUGAGCUCAGCAGAUCCCAGGGCAACCUGGGACCUCCAAGAAGCACCCUGGACCCUAAAGAUAAGCAGAUGUCACGAUCAAUGAGUAGACUGCCGGACGCUCAUACAACAUGGCUGAAUCCACCAUCAGUGCGAGUGGAGUUUGUCGAGAAUGGGCACCAAAGCAGUGUGAGCUACGACAGCGAAGAUUUCAGCGACGAAAGCAGCUUCUCCGGCAGCGAUUCACUAAAUUGCUCAUACACAGGAGAGCAAUUACGCAGGAGUUGCACCCCUACGCCUGACUCCUCUGGCAGCCUGAGCCCUGAAAGUGCCGGAGAAGACAAGAUGAUCAGCAGCAGAUCAGACCCCAGUCUCAACAAGAUGCCCUCCUCCCCCAAGGUACCACCCAGACCCCAAGCUCAGGAGAUACUCAACCGCUGCACCACCGUCACACGCAAAAACCUGCAGAGAACCAGUUAGGCCGAUGUCUCAAGCACUUCAGGUUACAUGCUUGAGGAGAGCAUCUGAGAGUCCACGUCCAGGACAGCAUUAAUGUCCACUGGCGUAACGCUUGCUUGAUGCUAUUGUGAUUAUUUGAUGGACAACUUAUGGAGAGAUUCUUGCUACAUAUUUAUACUACUAGAACUAAGCUGAGAUCUUAUUCUUGGAACAGAAUUAUUACGCAUGUUACAAAUGAUGGGUCUCUAAGUUUCUAUAAAAGCUGCUCUUGGGAUCUGAUAAAUGUAGAUGAUCUUGUAUGUAGAAAUGUAGAAAAGAUAAUGAUCGACAUGAAUAUUUGUAUGUUUCUUAGUUUUCGCUUUCUUUUUCCAUAGUGGAAAUUAUCACUUGUGCCUUAUAUGCAUUGUAUAUCCUGACAUAUAUUAUACAUAUACAUAUAUAUUCUCUUCAGAGUUGACUCGUUGCAUUAUUUUAACCAACGUUGAAUCCCUGGAAACAUAAAAUAAAAUCUAUAACCAAAAUUCCUGGAGUGUUCAUUCCUGCUGAUGGAUUGUUAAAGAAGCAUAUCAGUGCUGAAAAUAUCUAAAACACAGGCCAGAUCAGUUCUUUAAGGACCAACAUCCAAGUCAGAGGUCUCCAAUCCUUAGCUCCAACUCAAUCAAUCCCACCUUAACCAGCUAAUUUAUUCCUUUAUCUGAAAGAGUAGAGUUUGGCAUUAACAACACCAAGGUCAUGGGUUUGAUUUACAUGCAUGAAAGACGACAAAAAACGUAGCAGGAUUGGACACCCUUGACAUUUUAAAGAGCUGGUUCCAGUUUUUCACCUACCAUGUCUUUCUAUACAAAAGAUUUAAGUGCAUGGGAUAUGUCUAUAAUGCACAGUAAAUGCAAUACAUGUCAGCAGUCAAAACUGUACACACCGUACCCUUAAACCUUAAACAAAGACCCUUAAACAAAAUCUGUUUUUGCGUAACCAAAUGUGAUUAAAUAAAAUGAAACAUUUUACUUGUUUCUUGG
This is a messenger RNA of Carassius gibelio (silver crucian carp), 3219 nucleotides long. It is a transcript of the gene noxo1a, whose product is annotated as NADPH oxidase organizer 1a. Bases 794 to 2224 code for a protein of 476 amino acids. Lineage: Eukaryota; Metazoa; Chordata; Actinopteri; Cypriniformes; Cyprinidae. Gene Ontology annotation, biological process: superoxide anion generation. The record is from RefSeq and is a predicted model, not a curated record. Gene Ontology annotation, molecular function: phosphatidylinositol binding; protein binding; superoxide-generating NADPH oxidase activator activity. The transcript is spliced from 8 exons.